Rodentolepis nana is the source of this 1023-nucleotide messenger RNA. The record is from the annotation of a GenBank genome assembly. Lineage: Eukaryota; Metazoa; Platyhelminthes; Cestoda; Cyclophyllidea; Hymenolepididae.
AUGGUACUCUUUGUUGGAGGCAAAGAAUUCCACUUUUCGAGCAAAAAUGACAUCGGAAGUGACGUCGAAAAGGUCAUCUAUAAAGAAUUAGCCUCGCGCAGUUCUGUGCCAAACAAUAACUUGGGGGGUUUGGAGGAGGUUCAAAUCUCCUCAAGCGGAGAAAUUCUCUACGUGCAUAGGAAUGAAAUGGCCGUGGCUAAAUGCAAUUCCAGUGACGUUGACGACACACUUCCGCGUUAUGCGGGAACAUCUGAGAUGACAUUUCAACUCCUCAUUAUUCUUACAACCUCCAGGGGAUUUUCCAUCGGUCACUUCGAUCAAAGUGAUCACGAGCGGAUCAAGGACUUCUUUAAUUAUUCACUAGCAACGCUCAACAGAAGGAAUGGCGAUGAAUGCAUUGAUGUGCAUAUGGUUGGUGGAUUUAAUGACGACGUGGGGAUUUCAGAAGAACUUACAGUACGAAUACUUAGCCAUCUUAUAGGCUCUAAUCUAACGUUUCUACUGAAAACGUACUUCUGUCUGGACAUGAAUGAUCAGUUAAUUGAUAACAAGAUCCACGCACCAAUUCAUCGAGCUGUAGUACUUGAUAUUAAAUCACACAGUGUAAAGCCAGCUUCCAUUGCUCCGUCGGCACGGGGUCCCCUUUUGGUGCUACGAAACGCAUCCUUGUAUGCUCUUCCAAGGGUCCCUCGUAUGAGCAACAUUCUUGAUCCCCUUUCUCACCGACUGUGUUUCAAGCCCUUCAUGAUGCAUUGGAAGAAAAUGAUCGAACUUUCUCAGUUAGCAAGCAAACCAGAGGCAGAACUUGCACAAUAUUCCAAAACUCCCCUCCAGGAAAGUGAUCACUUCUAUAAUUUGUUGAGGCGCACCAGCGGCUUGGUAGGCUAUAUGCUGGUAUCAGGAAAUGAUUUCUUUGAAGGCAGAGAUUUAGAGUUGUCCCUGGAUGUCACUAGAAAACAAUGGAUCCCAAUGAAUCCCCAAACUGAGAGUGCCAUGAGACAUCAACUGGCCUUAAACUAUUAA